UCUAAUCGCUCUAUCCAACUGAGUCACUGCAGACUGCACAUUUAUUUAUUUUUAUUUAUUUAUUUUUUUACGGCAAAAUCGCCAUUUUACAAUCAAUUACAUGCAUAACAAUUUGUGGAUCAAUAAAUAACACAUAACUGUAAAUGUUAUAAAGUAAAUGAUAACACAUAACCGCGAACUAAAAAAAACUGCCAACAUUUAAAAAAACAUUAUCAUAACAAUUAUUUUAGUAAGUUCAACACACGCCAUUAUUGUAAAUAAUUAAAUGGGUAAACUACGGCUGUUCUAUGAUACCCUAUCUCAACCUUCUAGAGCAUUGACGUUAUUUUUUAUGACAAAUCGGAUACCUUAUGAUGCUGUAGCUGUCAAUUUAUCAAAAGGAGAACACCUUCAAUCAGAUUUUGAGAAAUUAAAUCCUUUCAAAAAAGUACCAGUUUUGGAGCACAAUGGUUUUGUGCUUACUGAAAGUGUGGCUAUUUUACGUUACAUCUGCCGGGAGCUCAAUGUACCAGACCACUGGUAUCCUCAAGACAGCCAGCUACAGGCCAGAGUAGACGAGUACCUUGAAUGGCAACACCUCAAUACCAGGCUGUUUUGUGCUAUGUACUUCCAGUAUAAGGUACUAAGACCCGUAAUGUCUGGCAAGCCAGCUGAUGAGAAACUCGUCAAGUUUUAUUACAAUGGGAUGCAAGUAGUGCUUGAUCAGCUGUGCAAUGUUUGGCUGAAGGAUCGUAACUACUUGUGUGGUGACAAAAUCAGCAUUGCAGACUUAUUGGGUCUGUGUGAACUGGAUCAGCCGAGAAUGGCAGGCUAUGACCCAGGCAAGGACCGGCCAAUUUUGAAAGCCUAUAUGGAGAGAGUACGAAGUGAUCUUGAACCUCACUACUCUGUUGUGAUGGAAAGAGUUAAUAAGUUCAUCACAAAGUAUUCCGACUCCCACAGUUUGACUGCUAAGUUAUAAGGAGAUGCUCAGCCACUAGCCACUAUUGGUUUAAUUACUAUGAGGUUGGUUGUUUUGUUUAAGAUAAUACAGUAACCAUUUUAUUGAGCUUAUUUCUACCCCAGGGCUGUCCCUGGAUUUUAUCAUUAAACUGUUUACUUUUGUUGUCAGUUUGAGCUUUACUUUGAUUUCUUCAAUGUGAUGUAGCAGUAGCAUCCUGUGUAGAGACAUGGUUUAAUUUUACUUUUUAGUAGAUUUAAAUUACGGUACGGUGAUGAAACCUUUUCUCAGAAAAUUUGUUUGUGAUUAUCAUAGACAGAAAGGAACUCAAACAUUUAAAGUUGUGUAUAAAGUGUAAUCUUUCAUUUACUUCUAAGCAUAACAUGAGAGACAAAUAAUAUUACAAUAAUAACAGUAGUUAUACUGCAUGAUAAUCAAAGAAAUGUAAGUUGAUGGAAACUUAUGCAAUAGUCCCAGUUUAGUUCGUCAUAAUAGGAAACAAAAAAGUUUAUACUGGUUAUCAUGAGCAGAGACUGACUAUUUCAUUUCAAUCACAUUCCAAAGGCUUUACAGGUUUCUAGUUUUUUGUUUGAGUAGAAGUAGUUUUAUGCUUAGUUGUACUUGUAAUUUACCCUAAAUCACUGUUAAAUUUGUUGCUGGUAUGUGGGAUCUAACUUCUUUAAAGUAUGUAAUGGUAACAGAUUCCUCUCCUAAUUACAAAGUUAGUAGUUUUGAAUUAAAUAUUAUAAUUUAAUAAUAUAUAUUAUUUUAUGCACCUGUUGCCUCUCUACAAAGUGUUAUAGCUACACAUACUGGGUCUGUGAUAUUUUUUACAUAGGAAUGUCACAUAAAAUAAAAUAGAUAAUUAAAUCAAUAAAUGCAAACCUAUAAUCAGCAAUAUUGACCAUUACAUGGAAGAUUUAAAAGAUUAAGUUGUGAUUGCAAGAAAUUAUGAGAAUAUUCCGUGACCCGAAGGAGACAAUAAUGAUGUCUACAAGACCGCGAGAGAGGUUCUGGAUUUUGCUAUGAUAAUGGCUUCUGCCUUCUUUAAUUAAGAUUCUUAUUACUAUGGUUUUAAGGUUUUUAAAGUCUUUCUGAAAGCAAUUCAGAUAAUUAUUGGCGAUUCAAAUGGUUUGGAUAGUUGAAAUUCUGCUGUAUGUGAAUGUUGGCUGGGUAUGUUUUUUUGGCCUCUGGGGACAUAAAAAAACAAAGUGGUCCAGGGUAUUGUUGUUACCAUAAGACCUACGGACCCAUGUUAUUUUCCCAUAAAAUAACUAAAAAUCGGGGAAAAAACGGUUUUGAUUAAAAUAAGUUUUUAUGGCCCUCUAAUAAAAAAAGUGCAAUCCCCCAUUGCUGUACAAAAUACCGUUUAAAAGUUAUUGUAAUUUAUGUAAUUUUCCCAUAAAACCCCAUAAAAUAACGGAAAAUCAGAUUUUAGACAAAAAAUGUAUUUGGAUUAAAAUUAGUAUGUUAUGGUCCUUAUUCUAAACUAAACAAUAUAGUACAGGAUUGGUGUUAAAUUUAAGUUACGGUUCAAAAGAUAUUGCAACUUUUUUUAUUUUCUCUGUAAAAUAAAUAUUAUGGUUAGUACAACUUCUUUCCAAUGAUUAAGGCUGUGACAAGCUAAUGGGAGAAAGUAUGUGUCAGAUUGCUGAGACGGUUAAUUUAUUUUAAAAAUCUUAACGUGUAUAAAGUAUACUACUUAAUUUCAAGACACAUAAUAAUCAGGGGGUGUUAUAAGGUAUGUUAUGUAUUGAAUAAGGUUUUAGAUAAUUAUAUUCUCUGUAUCACUUUUUUAUUUUCUGUUAAAAUAUUUGCUGUUAAAAAUAUAUUUUAUAUUUUCCA
Macrosteles quadrilineatus (aster leafhopper) is the source of this 2785-nucleotide messenger RNA. RefSeq names its product glutathione S-transferase theta-1-like. The record is from RefSeq and is a predicted model, not a curated record. Gene Ontology annotation, biological process: glutathione metabolic process. Bases 266 to 961 code for a protein of 231 amino acids. The transcript is spliced from 5 exons. Gene Ontology annotation, cellular component: cytoplasm. NCBI's taxonomy places the organism in Eukaryota, Metazoa, Arthropoda, Insecta, Hemiptera, Cicadellidae. Gene Ontology annotation, molecular function: glutathione transferase activity.